AUGGUCGUCGUCGUAGGCGUAGUUCUAGUGCUUCUUGGGGCUCCCUGUCGACUUGUAGCCUGCAGCAUCUGUGCACGAAGGCAGAAGAAACUGGAGAGGAGCACAGUUAAAAGUAAACACGUGGCCCUUGUAGCCCUGCUUGGGUUGGGGGUAACUCUCAGAUGUGGGGGUACUGUUGGUGCAAUUCUGACAUGUCCACUGGAAGUUGUGAAAACACGGUUGCAGUCCUCUUCUGUGACUCUGUACAUCUCUGAAGUUCAUCUCAACACUGUGAAUGGUGCUAGUGUCAAUCGAGUAACUAGAGUUUCUCCUGGACCUCUCCAUUGUUUGAAGAUGAUCUUGCAAAAGGAAGGUCCUCGUUCUCUGUUUAGAGGGCUGGGUCCUAACUUGGUAGGCGUUGCUCCUUCCAGAGCGAUAUAUUUUGCUGCUUACUCAAACUGCAAGGAAAAGUUGAACAAUAUUUUCAAUCCAGAUUCUACCCAGGUACACAUGAUUUCAGCUGGUGUGGCAGGUUUUACUGCGAUCACAAUGACCAAUCCCAUUUGGCUAGUAAAGACACGAUUGCAGCUUGAUGCAAGGAACCGUGGAGAAAAACGAAUGAGUGCUUUUGAAUGUGUCCGCAAAGUUUAUCGAUCAGAUGGUGUCAAAGGCUUUUACAGAGGAAUGUCGGCAUCCUAUGCAGGCAUAUCUGAGACUGUUAUUCAUUUUGUUAUUUAUGAGAGUAUUAAGAGAAAACUACUGGAGCAUAAGACUGCUUCUGCCAUGGACAAUGAGGAUGAAUCAGCAAAAGAAGCUUCGGACUUUGUUGGAAUGAUGAUGGCUGCUGCCACUUCUAAAACUUGUGCAACAUCAAUAGCAUAUCCCCAUGAAGUUGUACGAACAAGGCUAAGAGAAGAGGGAACAAAAUACAGAUCUUUCUUCCAGACAUUAUCUUUGCUUGUGCGAGAAGAAGGGUAUGGAUCCCUCUACCGAGGUUUAACUACACAUCUGGUCAGACAGAUUCCAAACACAGCUAUCAUGAUGUCAACCUAUGAAGUCGUAGUCUACUUGCUGGAUGGAUAGCAGCGUGACAAGUCUUUCUAGAGGAAGGCAGAAGACUGGAAGACUGGAGUGGACUACUGAAUGCCAGAUGCGAUGGGCAGAAGGAAAGUUGUAUCAGGAACAUGCAGAUACGGACAAAAUAGAAAGUUGAUUGUAGGCAACUAUGAUAAUUUUGCUGCCUUAUUGUAUGGUCUCUUAGCAAUGUAACAAGUAGAAACUGCCCCUUAGGGAAUGCCUUUAUGCAUUUCUUUAUUCAAAACUACUACUUUGUUUCCAUCUGUUAAUCUAUAGACAAGGCUGUUCAGUCAUCUUCAGAGACUUAAUGCAUGAGGGAAGGGACAUGGAACUUUUUGGGUCAGCCUUAUUCCCACCUUGUAAUGGUUGCUCUCAACCACAUCCUUUUUGUUCUGUUCUACUGCACAGUAACAUGUUGGAAGAAUGAGGAGUAUAAUACUUCCAUACUUUCCCAUAUCUGAAAUUUUCAUUCUGACUAUUCAUACAGGGACUGAGGUAGUCAGUGUGUAAAUGUUGCUACCUCAAGAAAUAGGGUAUGGCACAGGGACCCAAAAUUGAAUUACUUCUUCACUACAAAUGGUGAUACUUGUGUUGCAUUUUUUCUUUUUAAAUUUGAGCAGUGUUCUAGAUUGGUGAGAGAAAAUCUGAUUAUUGAACUCUUCAGGUUAUCAAUUUCUUGAUAUUGGUGUAUGUAGAUUUUUAGUUCUUCUGCAUCACUGUUUUUUCUUUCUGAAGUCUUCCCCCCUUUUUAAAAAGGAGAGACCUAUGACACACCCUCCUGUAUCGUUAGUUUUCUUUGCCAAUCUGUCAAGUUGCUCACACUGCCAUGGGAGAAUUUGCUGAAUGCUACUUUAUAGCCUCUCCAAAGGAUGCUUACUGUUACAAGAUAUCUUUAACUAGCCCAGCCUACUGUUUGUGAAGACAGUGAAGAAGUUUUGUGCUACUGCAGAACAGGCUAUUUUUAUCCUAAAACUUCGGACAGAGCUUGACCUACCUUACUGAUAUCUACACUUGAGUACAGGGGAAGAUCAUGCAUCAUGAUGGUUGGAAGGACUAGAAAGCAGAAAAAGUUGGAGCUGUGAUACGUUUCUUCAGUGCAGACAACCUGUGUACAAGAAUGAUGGAGAAGUAAAUUUAUUUUUUUUUGUAAGCAUUCCCUCUAAUAACUGCUGUAUCAUUUUUUUCCACUUUGAGCCUGAGUUCAGAACAGCAGUUGACAUGUAACCUUGUCUCCAGUUCUUAACAUUCAGGCAUUGUUUUGUUGCUUUAUAAGCCAGCUGCGAAAAUGUGUUGCAUUCAGCAGCAAGGCUUAGUUAAUUCUGUCAUAACUUGCAAUAUUUUCCAAAGUCAUACAGUUGAGGUGUCAAAAACAGAAGUUUAACGUUAUAAGAACUUGUGCAGGUUUCCAAACAAAUCUUUAAUGUGUACCUUGAGUAUCUGUCUGUCUACAUCCAUGAUCCUAAUGAGCAAGAUGACCAUUGUAAAACUGGGGCAAUAGCUUUCUACAUGUGAAUGCUGCUACACUGGUAUGACAGAACUGUGCUAUCGACUCUUCCAGUGUGGUACUUCAGUAUACUUAAACUCUGCAUUGUGUGCAAUGGCUUUCUUAUGAAUGACUCCUUAUGCACUUUGUGGCCUUCUGGCUUGUGACUUUUCUUUCCCACUCUGGUUAUCUGUAGUCAAACUGUGUUCAGUACGUGCAGUUUGGUUUUAAACAAAGCAUGUGGUUUGAUUUCCAUAUAACUGCAGGAUAAAGCAUUUUCUGCUGUAGACCUGUAGGAUCUCUGUUGCAGUAGUUCUGUAGGCUGUACAUAAAAGCUUGAAGCUUACAGAACAAUUGAUCUGGCUUUUUCUUGUUCACUUUAUUUUGAGCCACGUAAUGUUUUCCCCACUGUCAAAAUAUUUGAGUACUUCAAGUAAAUGUACUAAUUUCUUUUUCCUCUAAGAGCCACUUAUAGUGCACACACAGUGACCUUGCAGUGGAAUCUUGUCUGUAUUGUUGUCUUUGUCCUUGGGCAAUGUUGUCUUACCUUUUAAAGGCAAAUACUGUGGUCUGUGAUGUAUCCACAAAGGUGAAUUUGGUUUUAAAGAACUGAGGGGAGUGCUGAAAUGUGUGUUCUAAAAUUGGCCUCUCUAGGAUAAAUCCAGGGUAUUAUUUGUGGCUCUGAGUUUCAAAGAUUUACUGUGAUACCAUUAUCCAGACAACUAAGUGCAGAACUAACUACUUACUGUAAUUUUUGAUCUAUAAAAAGUGGAUUACCCAUCAGCUAUCUUGAAUUGGUUGAUCAGAGCCAAACUUAAAAUUGGCAUGGCAAUUUUCAGCUUUGAUGUUUGUGAAUACAAUUAACAUUUGCAUUAGUCCAGACUUUGUGCAGGUUACUCUCCUGUGGUUUUUACUGGAUACUGUCUCCUUUGAUCAGAUGUACAUCUCUUCCAGCAGCUCGCUGGGUACCCUGUGUACCUUCUGGGUGAGAUCAGUCCACUUGGAGUUGCUUUUAAAAUAACAAUUCAAGCAAAGAAUGCUAAAAGGACAAUUAAAUAUGGGUGAUAACAGCUGAAAAUAGACAGUCGGCUUGUAGUUCCACCUUGUUAAUGGGGGCUGAAGUAAUGUUUUAGCCUUCAGGGGUGAUCUUUUUAUUUUGUUUUAUUUAAGGAAACAAAACUUAACCCCGGUUUCUUGGAUUUUUGUUAAACUACCAAUACCUAUAAAGUACCAAUACCUCUGAAAUAUUUCCCAAAGAUCUUUAAAUUAUUUAUGUUGUUUGCCUGAUAUUUUUUACAAAAAAAAAAAAGCAAAGGGAAUAAGAACAUGCUACAUCAGUAAUAUCCUUAACUACACAACUGAAAGGAGUGUGUUUAAACUUUCUUAUAACUUAAAUGUCCAUCUUAGUUUAUGUUUGAAUGUAGUGUAUUUAUUUCACCUUUUUCCCUGCCAAAGAUGCAAAGGUUUUGGAGGUCAGAAACAAGUCUCAGCAAUUUGUUUCUCUCCAUAUAUUUCCUUUGUUGUGAUAGGCCCCUAAAUGUUACUGCAAGCUACUAAUUUUGACUUGGCAAUCAGUUCGAUUUGGGACAGUGAGACUGCACUUUGCAGCACUUGCCAAAAGGUGGCACUGGAGCAUGCAUUGAUCAGAGGGAAAAAGGGGCUUCUCUGCCAAGCUGCGUGUGACAGCUUGGUGGUGGGUUUCUCCGGCGUAUUGAGGCACCCCUCAAUUGGGACAGUUUGGCCUCAGUGAGUGCAGUCACGUCUCACAGCCCCUCUAUUACCCCUUCUGUCUCUAUAGUGCUGUGCUAAUAGGUGAAUGGUGGUGUGUUGCAGCACUUAAACUGACCAAUAGAUCUGCUAGCAUUUGUUCUUUUAAGUAGGUUUACACUAGAGUUUUAUGGAGUUGUUUGGUUAUUUUAAGUGAAUCAUCAGCCUGUUCACUUCGAUGUUGACAUUGCACCUAUUUAGUUCCCUGUUUACAUAAUGCACUCCAUAUAUUUUCUUUGUAAUUGAGAUGUUUGUUAAUGGCAUUUUCUGUUCUGUUUUUGUUCCUAUGAUUACAUUUGUAACAUUCCUCAGAGCUGUAGUAUUUUAAAAGAAUACUUCCAGAUCCAAAAUGUUGGAGAGCCUUUAUAUAUAUUGCUUCCUGUUUGAACUGUUCAAAUUCAGAAAAAGCCGAAUGCUGAAGUGUGCCUAGGUAAAUGUGCUCUUUUUUUUUUUUUUAAGUUUGUCUGUAAAGAUUUAGUUAUGUAAGUUUUCAGUUCUUCUAUUUAAGAGAGUCUGCCUACCCUGCAUAUGUGAACGUAAUUUUGCCCUGAGAGUCAUAGCUAAACACUCACAAAGGAUAGUUUGAGAAUACUUUCAUACUCGUGAGGUUUGCUAUUAUUCUUGCAUACAUUCUUGGCUGUAAACUGUGUGCAUUUACUCUGUAUUUAUAUUGUUAACUCUUUUGUUUGGAUUGCUCUAAACUUCAAAGCAAAUUAAAACUAUGUGCUUCUAUUCA
Meleagris gallopavo (turkey) is the source of this 5042-nucleotide messenger RNA. The record is from RefSeq and is a predicted model, not a curated record. NCBI's taxonomy places the organism in Eukaryota, Metazoa, Chordata, Aves, Galliformes, Phasianidae.